AUGAUCGACCACCAUAUCUUCGAAGACCUCCAAGCUAAAAUCGACGACGAGGCCGCCGUCCGCGAUGAACUUCAUGAUAUUGUUCAGACUUUAGCUAGGAAGGGCCGCUCAACCCAAGCGAUCCUCUCCCGGGCUCAUUCGACCCCUACCGAUCAAUUGAAACCCAUCCUCAACGACGCGACAAAAGAAAUCAUUGCCCAACGCGACGAAGUCUCCCGUCUCAAGACCGUCGCGGACAAACACCCAUUUUAUAAAUAUAACGGGUUGUGGACGCGCGAGUUGCAGAAUUUGGUCUCGUCGAUUGAGCUCUGCGCGUGGCUGGGCGGGCUGGAAGAGUAUAAAGCUAGUAGCUCGGCGUCGUUUUUGACCAUUGAGGAGGUGGGGACGUUUCUGGGUGUGCCUGUUAAUCUUAAAGAGCAAGAUGCGUUUCAUCUUACGAUUGAGGAGUAUUUGCUUGCGUUGAUUUCGAUGGUUGAGGAAUUGGCCCGUCUUGCGGUUAACUCGGUCACGCUGGGUGAUUAUACCCGGCCGGUGCAGAUCGGAAACUUCAUUAAGGAUCUGUUUGCCGGAUUCCAGUUGCUGAAUUUGAAGAAUGAUAUUCUGCGGAAGAGGAGUGAUGGGAUUAAGUACAGUGUUAAGAAGGUGGAGGAUGUUGUGUAUGAUUUGUCGUUGCGCAAUUUGAUCCCUAAGGGUAGUGCUGCGGCGUAGUCAGAAGGGGGAAAGAAGACGAUACAGUAAAUUAGUAUGACUUGAUAUGAUAUGACGAGUCCAUCACAUGGCAGUCAAAGACUGUAACAACCAGUACUCAAUACAAGAACAUCAACAUGG
Messenger RNA from Aspergillus ibericus CBS 121593, 828 nucleotides. Its product is annotated as translin. The transcript has 8 exons. NCBI's taxonomy places the organism in Eukaryota, Fungi, Ascomycota, Eurotiomycetes, Eurotiales, Aspergillaceae. Gene Ontology annotation, molecular function: single-stranded DNA binding; sequence-specific DNA binding; RNA binding. The record is from RefSeq and is a predicted model, not a curated record. Gene Ontology annotation, cellular component: nucleus; cytoplasm. Gene Ontology annotation, biological process: RNA metabolic process. The coding region runs from base 1 to 708 and encodes 235 amino acids.